AUGACGGUCACCGUGACCCUCCUGCUCCUGAGCCUCCUACGGACGGCGGCAGCCGAGGGCGGGUGGUGCCCUGCCUGCGGAGUGGCCGCGAUGGCUCCCGGAGCGCAGCGGGACGCGCUCCUGGCUCUGGCCAAGCGGAGCAUCCUGGCCAAGCUCCGCUUGCCAGCCCGGCCCAGCGUCCCGCAGCCGCCGGCCCGGGGGGCUCUGCUGACCGCGCUCCGCAGGAUGCGAGCGCAGCGCUCGGACACGGCCGCCGCCUUCCCAGGGAUGCUCCGAAACAGAUCCUCCACUUCCCACAGCGUCCGCCUGCAUUUCCGCUUCUCCCAGGAGGUGGCCGGGAGCACCGAGAUCCUGCAGGCCACCCUCUACCUGUUCUGGGCAGCCCCCGGCCGCGGGCCACAGCCCGUCACCGUCAGGAUCCUGCGGCCAGACCCGGCGGGGCCGAACGUGACGGUGGCCAGCGAGACCCGGCUGGAGGUGCAGAGAUCCGGCUGGACCACGCUGGACGUUGGAGCAGCCAUCCGGAGCCUCUUCGGACAAGAGACCCCUCGGCUCACGGUGGAACUGGAGGUGCCAGAGGACUGGGGGUCCCCUCUCCCAUCGGACCACAGCGAUUCCCACUGGCCAUUUGUGGUGGCCCAAGCCCAGGCCAGGACACCCCACCGCGUUCAUCGUCGCGGCGUCGACUGCGGCGCAGACUCGCGGAUGUGCUGCCGCCAGGAGUUCUUUGUGGACUUCAAGGAGAUCGGCUGGGAGGACUGGAUCAUCCAGCCAGAGGGGUACCACAUGAAUUACUGCACGGGGCUGUGCCCACUGCACAUGGCCGGCGUUCCCGGCCUCGCCGCCUCCUUCCACACCGCCGUCCUCAACCGCAUCAAGGCGGCGAGCGCGGCGGCGGCCGUGGACUCCUGCUGCGUUCCCACCCAGCGCCGGCCCCUCUCCCUGCUCUACUACGACCGGGACAGCAACAUCGUCAAGACCGACAUCCCCGACAUGAUCGUGGAUUCCUGCGGCUGCACCUGA
This is a messenger RNA of Pseudopodoces humilis (Tibetan ground-tit), 1023 nucleotides long. NCBI's taxonomy places the organism in Eukaryota, Metazoa, Chordata, Aves, Passeriformes, Paridae. The record is from RefSeq and is a predicted model, not a curated record.